GCAUGGAAGGCGAUGAGUAGCCGCAUACUUCACAUUUUCCAGCCCUACGCUUCGGCCGGUGGUCGGAUUACUAUGCCGAUGGCGGUCUCUACUUGCCGGAAUCUGGCGGUGUUGACCAAGUGUCAGUUCUAUCAUCGUCGGCGACCGGGAUGAUUGUUUGGCAAUUUCUUGUUCGAUGGUUUUACGUGUAUAGGAAAAUGAUAUAACAAUCCGGAGCAAACUGGAACAUUGUCGAGAUAGGAUGAGUAAGGCUCCAAAGGGAAUGGAUUGUGAUGUGGAAAAACAGAAUAACAAAGCAUAUCCAAGUUGAAAAAUUCAAAAAAAGGGAUGGUGGCUCUUCUUAAUAAGGUUCAUGAAAAGUGAAGAGCGUUGUUAGGGUGCGAAUGUGACGCACAUUAAUAAAGGGAGGUGAAAAUGUGAGGUGAAUUUAAGCUUCCACCUUAUUAAUCCCCCCGAGGCUCCUCCUCUCUCUUUCUUUCAUAUUUCUAUAAAACCCUCCACCAAGUCCAAAUUUUCCACUUGGUCCUUCCAAACACACCGUUGCUGGCUGGUGGGGAUGAAAAGACAAUUUAGGGAAAAGUUUGGGGCAAAGUGAAAAUUGUCUUGAGGUGAAAAAAGAGCAUUGACAUUAGUUGGUUCGAUUAAAGUUGGGUGUGUUGUAUGCAUAUACGCAAAUAGCCAACCCAAUGGAGAAGGACGAUAACUACUCGAACGAAGCUCCUAUGCCGCCAAGCUUCUCCAGCCACCACCACCACCAACACGAUCUCUACAACAACCAAGACCAAUUCAUGAGGUCUCGCCCCUUCGAAACCUCCGCCGACAACGCCACCGGAAUCCUCACCUACUUUCCGGCCAACCCUCUACCUCCUCCGCCGCUGCAAUCGGUAACUUCUCCGGACAAGCUCAGCUUCGCUGAGGUUAUGCAGUUUGCCGACUUCGGUCCGAAGCUCAGCCUCAACCGGUUCGACGAGGAUGACGAACCAGCCGGGAUUGACCCAGUCUACUUCUUGAAGUUCCCGGUUCUGAAUAACGAGAGGGCGGAGGAGGCGGCGGCCGGAGAGGAGGAAGCGGCGGAGAUGGGAGGCAGAAUUGUAGGGGAGUUAGAAGAAGAGGAGAAUUUUAGGAACAAUAAAAAUGGUAAUAAUAAUAAUAAUAAUAAUAAUAAUAAUAAUAAUAAUAAUGGUAAUAGUAAUAAAAGGAAAAGAGGACGGACGGUGAAGACGAGCGAAGAGGUGGAGAGCCAAAGAAUGACGCAUAUUGCGGUGGAGAGAAAUCGAAGGAAGCAGAUGAAUGAACAUCUCCGCGUUUUGCGCUCUCUCAUGCCUGGUUCUUACGUUCAAAGGGGAGAUCAAGCCUCCAUAAUCGGCGGAGCAAUCGAGUUCGUGAGGGAGCUGGAGCAGCUUCUCCAGUGUCUAGAAUCGCAAAAACGACGUCGUCUCCUAGGAGAGUCACCACUACAGGCAGGGGACACACCUCCGCCGCAGCAACCGCCAUUUCUGCCGCCGGGAGCAGGUAAUUUCGGGGGUCACCAAAACGAGGGGCAAAUAUUGGAAACGACGGCGGAGAGCAAAUCGUGCUUAGCUGACGUGGAAGUGAAGGUUUUAGGGUUCGACGCAAUGAUAAAGAUCCUGUCGAGAAGACGACCGGGACAGCUGAUUAAAGCCAUCGCCGCCCUCGAAGAUCUUCAGCUCAAUAUUCUUCAUACAAAUAUCACCACCAUUGAACAGACUGUUCUUUAUUCCUUCAACGUCAAGAUAGCAAGCGAGUCAAGAUUCACAGCAGAGGAUAUAGCGAGCUCGGUUCAGCAGAUAUUCGGUUUUAUUCAUGCGAACACCGGCAUGUGAUGCAAUAAAUUAAACCCAUAAAUAUCUCAUCAAAUUAUUUGUAUCAUUAAUUAUUUAUUUUUCUGCUUUUUUCUCUUCUGUUGUUUU
Molecule: messenger RNA, 1931 nt
Organism: Cucurbita pepo subsp. pepo (vegetable marrow)
Lineage: Eukaryota; Viridiplantae; Streptophyta; Magnoliopsida; Cucurbitales; Cucurbitaceae
Gene: FMA
Product: basic helix-loop-helix (bHLH) DNA-binding superfamily protein
Biological process (GO): stomatal complex development; guard cell differentiation; positive regulation of DNA-templated transcription
Cellular component (GO): nucleus
Molecular function (GO): DNA-binding transcription factor activity; protein dimerization activity
Source: RefSeq, a predicted model, not a curated record